AUGUCUUUUGCGAAAAAAGGCACCACUUCAUCUUCAUCCUCGACAGGAUUAACCGAAGAGCAAAAACAGGAAAUCCGCGAGGCGUUUGAUUUAUUCGACACGGACGGCUCGGGAACGAUCGACGCGAAGGAGUUGAAAGUCUCCAUGCGAGCGUUAGGAUUUGAACCGAAGAAAGAGGAAAUCGCGAAAAUGAUGCACGAGGUGGAUAAAGACGGAUCGGGGACGAUUACGUUCGAGGACUUUUUAAAACUGAUGACGGCGAAGAUGGGCGAGCGAGACGGCAAGGAGGAAAUAUUGAAGGCGUUUAGACUGUUCGACGACGACGAUACCGGGAAGAUUUCGUUCAAGAAUUUGAAGAGGGUGGCGAAGGAGUUAGGGGAGACGAUGACGGACGAGGAGUUGCAAGAGAUGAUCGAAGAGGCGGACAGAGAUGGAGACGGGGAGGUGAACGAGGAAGAGUUCUUUCGCAUAAUGAAGAAGACCGCUCUGUUUUAA
This is a messenger RNA of Bathycoccus prasinos, 495 nucleotides long. RefSeq names its product centrin. Gene Ontology annotation, molecular function: calcium ion binding. Gene Ontology annotation, biological process: centriole replication; mitotic cell cycle. Lineage: Eukaryota; Viridiplantae; Chlorophyta; Mamiellophyceae; Mamiellales; Bathycoccaceae. The record is from RefSeq and is a predicted model, not a curated record. The transcript is spliced from 2 exons. Gene Ontology annotation, cellular component: centrosome; centriole. Bases 1 to 495 code for a protein of 164 amino acids.